This is a messenger RNA of Sciurus carolinensis (gray squirrel), 1263 nucleotides long. It is a transcript of the gene Xkr3, whose product is annotated as XK related 3. Gene Ontology annotation, cellular component: membrane. The transcript has 3 exons. The record is from RefSeq and is a predicted model, not a curated record. NCBI's taxonomy places the organism in Eukaryota, Metazoa, Chordata, Mammalia, Rodentia, Sciuridae. The coding region runs from base 1 to 1263 and encodes 420 amino acids.
AUGGAGACAGUGCUUGAAGAGCCUGAUGAAGAAAAUAUUGGUGGAGUUUCCUCUUUAGAUGAAAGAAUGGUCCUGGGCCGAAGAGCCCGUAUAAAAUUUCCAUUUAGUAUUGUUUUUUCAACUUUUCUUUAUUGUGGUGAGACCAUCUCAGCUUUGUAUGUUUUUAACAUUUAUCGAAUGAAUAAUGACAAAUUCUGGAUGUCAUUUACCAUCGGCUUAUUUUUUGUGGGAAUAGUUUUGGACCAGGUUACUCUAAUGUUUUUUCACAAAGAUUUGAACAAAAAUAAAGUUAUACUACUGUUUUGGCACAUUUUUUUUUUAGGACCUAUAGUGAGGUGUUUGUGUGUCAUUAUAAAUUACCAUAAAUUGUUGAAAAAGCUUGAACAACAGAAGAAAGAUACUCAAGUUAGUAUGAGCAGACGACACAUGAAGCUGAAAAGGGAGAUUGUUCUCUCAAUCCAUGGAAUUUUUAUGCAGUGCAAGGCUUUCAAGUGCAUGUCAGUGACUCAGGCCUUUCUUGGUUCUGUUCCACAAUUAAUUUUUCAAUUGUAUAUCACUUUUACCAUAAGAGAAUGGCCUUUGGGUAGAGCAUUCCUGAUGACAUUUUCCUUAAUAUCAAUUACCUAUGCGGCCAUUCUCUGCAAUACGCUGGCUAUCCAAAUGAAGUAUGACGAUGUUAACAUUAAACUUCGGCCGAUAGAAUUCAUCUGCAUCAUGGUAUGGCGUUGCUUGGAAAUUACCUCACGUAUAGUGAUUCUGGUGCUUUUUACUACAUCUCUGAAGCUAAAGAGCAUUCCCUUUUUAUCAGUCAUAUUUUCCAUAUUAUUCUUGGAGCCAUGGCUGGAGUUUUGGAGAAGUGGUGCUCCUCUUCCUAGACAUACUAAAAGUAAUUCCAAUCCAGUGGAAACAGUACUGAUGCUUAUCUUGAUCACUCUACUGUAUGCUGCCAUCAACUUCUCCUGCUGGUCAGCAGUGAAACUUCAAUUGUCAAAAGAUGAAAUAAUUGACAAAACACCAAACUGGGGUCAUAGAAUCCUACACCACAGUUUUCGGUUUAUAGAAAAUGUGAUAAUGAUUUCAGUAUUUAGGCUAUUUGGUAGGAAAACUUUUUUGAAUUGUUGUGAAUCAUUAAUUGCCACACAACUCAUUAUCUCCUACUUGUUAUCCAUUGGUUUUAUGCUCCUCUUCUAUCAGUAUCUGCACCCAAGUUGGCCAGAUAAAGCAUUACCAGAACAUACUGAAAAUCAGCCUGAAGCAAUGUGA